AUGUCACCGUCCACGUCGACGUCCACAGCAAACAACUUUUAUUACCCGCAACAGCGAGCGUCACAGCCAACCACGACAUAUCCAGACGAAGGCGGACGCUUUUCCGAAGACCAAUUCGACAUCAUUGACAGCCUAGACUAUGACGACGUAGACGAUGGGCUGAUCGACCACGAAUUGGUGCAUCGAAAUCGAGAAGCACUCGUCCAACAACUGUACAAUUCGGAAACAGCCUACCUCGAAUCGCUCAAUUUAGUCGCAAACGUCUUUAUGCAGCCCUUACGUAAAGACGCCAAACAGUCCUCGUUUGCGUUUCUUGGCAUGAAGAAGAUGGUCUGCACUGAGCGUGAGACGCGUUGGCUGUUUGGUAAUUUUGAUGACAUAGUGCAGACACAACAUUUGGGGCCCUACGCAGAUUAUUUCGGAUGUUUUUCAUGGUUGGGCAAGUAUUUAUUUCUGACAACCUAUGAGCGCUUGACUCGGUACCAACCAUUCAAGAAGUUUAUUGAUUCAGCACACAAGGAUUCAUCGUUGAGGGGUGCUACGCUGUUGUCGUUGCUACAGAUCCCUGCAGGAUGCAUCAAUCGAUACGCACAGCUCAUCAGUAAGCUAGCCGAUGUGACGACGCCCAUGCAUCCAGACUAUAUGGGCUUAUUGACGUGUAAACAACGCAUCAUUGCAUUGGCCGAAGAGAUUAAACCAAAGGUGGACGAUGCAGAUAAUGUCGAUCAGGUGCUCAUGAUCCACCAAGCCUUGAUCGGCGCUCCAUUCGGCGUCAAAGCCCAACGACGGCUAGUUCUCCAAGGACAACUUGCGCGAGUCGUCGUCAAUUCACGAUCGACGGGUGAAGAGCGCACCUACUUUUUGUUUUCAGAUCUUCUUGCAUUUGUGCGACCCAAGCAAGAUGGAAAACGGACGCUUCUGCAGUACAAAGGGCACAUCACCCUGGAACGGGCACGUGUGCGCGCGCUUACGGCUGAAGAAGCCGGUGCGCAAGACCAUUGCAUUGAAAUUGUAUCGUCCUUUCAAGGUGUCGACACGCUGAACACGACGUACAUGGGUGCACCAACAACGCAUGUGCUGUGUACAAACAGUAAAGAGGAGCAGGAAGAGUGGCUGAAACAGUUGGAAGUGGUGAUUCACAGUUUGGAUCGGGCUGCUACUCGCGCGAAAAAUGGUAACACCUUUUAUAUUUUUGAUGGGCUUCUUUUCUUUUUCCAUAUCAUCAAGCAUGUACUUACUCUCCCUGUGUGUGUGUAUAUAUAUAUAUAUACUUUUACCAGCUGCACAAAGUCGACGCAUGGCCCAUAA
Molecule: messenger RNA, 1308 nt
Organism: Zychaea mexicana
Lineage: Eukaryota; Fungi; Mucoromycota; Mucoromycetes; Mucorales; Lichtheimiaceae
Product: rho guanine nucleotide exchange factor
Exons: 6
Coding region: 1-1308 (435 amino acids)
Molecular function (GO): guanyl-nucleotide exchange factor activity
Source: RefSeq, a predicted model, not a curated record